AUAAGAUAAAAGUCUAACAGUAAAUCUUCCUUGGAUGAAAAAUCUUCUGUACAGGAGGAAUAAUACCAACCCCCAAAAGGAUGUAAAUCCUGAAGAACAUUUGCAAAGGCCACAUCCCAUCACAGGCACUGCUGAGCGGUACUCUUUGUAUGACCACUUCCAUCAAAAAAAUCAAACCCGGCCAGAGGAAGUACUCCGCAGCCUCAACCUUGUCCCUGAUUUGUGCAGUUUUGUCAAUUCCUCAGAGGCAGAACAAAAAAACCGAGAGCUGUCCUUUGACCGAUACUUCCUCUGUCAAAUGAAGGAGACACAUUUCUUGUUUUGUACAAGGUUGGUCUUCCAUUUGCACAACGACCACAUAAAUCAGACCUUCAUCAAAAAAAUGGAGACACAAACCAAGGAAAAUCUUCAAAUUGGGCCAGAUGGACGGUUGAGGCUUACAAGUACAGAGAUGUCUGCCCCAGGAGGAAAAGUGGAUGUAGAAAUGACAGUACAACACAAUGUCAUGGCCAAAAACAGCUUCUCAAUAGGGCAGUUCCCAAUCCAGGAAGAGCACAAGGCAAAACUGCUUGAGCUGUACAAGGCACCAGCAACGGACUAUGCCAUUGUUCAGGUUGACCAGGCAUUAGUUUAUCUGGCUGACCUUUUAAGUAUUUGCCCACAACCUCUCCUAGAAGAUGACCUCCACACCUCAUAUCCAUGGCUUACAGAUGAUGCAGUGAAUGCAAGAGUUCUCCAGCUGGCAAGACCUCUGCAGAAUGUGUUUACUUUGCAAACAUUUCAUUUCACGGCUUGGUGGAGGAAUUGGAUCAACGGGGAAUCAAUCAGCUCCCGCCAUUUGCAUUGCAUCCAGGGCUUAAAGCCAGACUCAAAGGUUCUGUUUCCACGGGUUGUUGGCCAUCAAACUCCAGAGACUGGUAAUCAUUUCAUUCUGUGGGUAUUUGAUGGCUCAAAAACAGAAAUCCGAGUCUAUGAUUCCCUUGAAAAGUACACCUUGAUUUCUCAACCUGAUAUGGACAUUCUAAGCCUUGCGUUUCAGAACAUAUGGAGGUUGAAGGAAUGGUCCAUUUCAUAUCCAGACCAGUGGAGACAGAAAGAUGGGGUCAACUGUGGUGUCUUCGUCUGCACUGCAGCUGAGCUUGAUAUCAAAGGGACAGACAUGACGAAUGAACCCUUGAACCAAGUCCAGUUGGGGCAUCUCAGGAUGUAUCACGCAGCCUGCUUGAUUGCCGAUUCUGUUCCUAAGGGGAAGAAAGUGCGAGAGUCUUGCAUGGCAGAGGCAAUUCAUGCCUGCAAUUACUACGACAGCACUAGAAAGGGGCAGUCAAGGCCGUUGUAUCCACAUGUGCAGAAGGAGGACUGGGUGAAAUGUGAGACAUGCAAUGGCUGGCUGCACAAAGACUGUGCCUGUUAUGAGCCCAGUCAGUCAGGCAUUUUCACAUGUGGGUGUGACCUGCCUGAGCCAUACGCCUUCACCAGUACUUUGACCAGCCUCAGGGACAAAGGGGUUGAAGGCCUAAUUUCCAAGGAAAGAAUAAAGGAACUGAAAGAAAUGCUGGACAGUGGGGAGAGGAAAUCCAACAGGAUGUUCCUUUGGCAAAACCCAGGGGGAAACCGUGCCCUGAAAACAAUCCUUAACGGAAAGCCAACAUGUUUCAAUGAGAAACACAUGAAUGACCUCAUUGACUUGAUAAAGCCAACGUUGUCGUUGGAUUACAGCCUCUUCUCAAACAUUGACUUUGUCAUUGAUGUCAUGGUGCCAGAGGCCACAAUUGACAUCCUGGUGAGAUUUGAGGGUUUUUCCAGAUUUUAUGCAGAGAAAAUCCUUGGAACGAUCAUCGAGUGAUCAGUUGCUGGAUCAAUUAAGAUGAUUCGACUGUUACUUUUAUUAGUGUUCUGUAAGCUAGUUAAGCUAAAUUUUUAAUUAAACUUUUACAUUUUUGUAUCCA
Molecule: messenger RNA, 1949 nt
Organism: Perca fluviatilis (European perch)
Lineage: Eukaryota; Metazoa; Chordata; Actinopteri; Perciformes; Percidae
Exons: 15
Coding region: 35-1846 (603 amino acids)
Source: RefSeq, a predicted model, not a curated record